Durusdinium trenchii is the source of this 387-nucleotide messenger RNA. NCBI's taxonomy places the organism in Eukaryota, Dinophyceae, Suessiales, Symbiodiniaceae. The record is from the annotation of a GenBank genome assembly.
AUGGAAAGCCGACUUGCACGCUUGGAGGCGACGGUUCAGCAGCUCCCUCGUGGAACCAUUCAACGAGCUGAGUUAUCUGAGGCUGCAACACUCAUUGCUGCCUCCGUAUCAUCUGCCAUGCAAGAAAGGUUGAACAGUCUGGAGGAUCGAGUUGAAGCAAUAGCAGCUGAAGCUUCAGCAUCUUCCACUUUUCCAUGGGCUUUUGAGGACAGUGGCUUGCAGCGUGCAGCUGUGAGAGACAUUUCCGUGGGUUCAGGCCGGACGAGACUUGUGGCAUCGUUGAAAAGGGGUUGGAAAAAACUGUUGUGCCACAUGGCACAUGAUGAACAAAUGCGAGUGUUUUGGCGUAUUGUGGCCCAAGGACCUCUGACAGUAGCUUCCGAGUGA